This is a messenger RNA of Brachypodium distachyon (stiff brome), 1777 nucleotides long. RefSeq lists its product as uncharacterized. The transcript has 3 exons. The record is from RefSeq and is a predicted model, not a curated record. The coding region runs from base 34 to 1092 and encodes 352 amino acids. Lineage: Eukaryota; Viridiplantae; Streptophyta; Magnoliopsida; Poales; Poaceae.
GAAGGCUUGCUAAGUUUUGGACAAUUCUCGCCAAUGCAUCCUUAUAGUUUCCGACCUCCGCCAAUGCACCAUCAUGAACAAGGACACCAAAAUUUGGAGAAUUUUCACUUCGUUGGUGCUUCCCCACAUGAUUCAUUUUCAACACCACCACCACCACCGAAGCCUGAAGUUGCAUCUCGGUCUGCUCCAGCCAAAGUGGAUUCGACUUCGUCCAAAAGGAAAAGGAGGGCCAUUGAUGUAGAUGGCGAUGGUUCAGGAGAAAGGACUGCAUAUCGUCUGGCAUAUACACCCGAAGAACAUGUCAGAUUGGCAAGUGCUUGGUUGGAGUGUUCACUUGAUCCCAUUGAUGGGAACGGAAAGAAGGGUGAGAAGUUUUGGGAUGACAUUGCUGCUCUAUGCAAUAGUACCACACCAAGUAAGCGGAAGAGAGAUCGGAAUCAGUUGAAGAUGGAGUGGCAGAGGACCAAGAAAAGACUCGCUGCUUUCCAUGUUGAGUGGAUGGCUGUAAUUGGUGUGUAUCGUAGUGGUCACAGCACCCACGACCUAGAAAAAAUGGCAUUGGAGAAGUAUGAAGGCAACUAUGGCCAUCCUUUCCAACAUUUAGCCAUGUGGGAAAAACUCAAGGAUGAUGGGAAAUGGCUAGGCUGUUACAAAAACAUGAAAGCAAAAGCAGGAAAGAGCAGUGCCGACAUGGAGACCAAUCUCACAUCAAAUGAGACCAACUUGGAGGCUGAGAAACGCCCACUUGCUGAUCGUGAUAAGGCUAAAGCUAAUCGUGCUGGUAAAGGCAAGUUAGGAGGGCUCUCACAGGAGCUUGGAGAAAGAUUGGACAAAUUCAUUGAGGUUAACAAUCAAUCAAUGGAGGACCGCCAAAAGGUGAUAGAUAACCAAGUUUUUCUAUCAAAUCGACAGCUUGAAACUGCAAAGAUCAACAACAACACCAAAAUGUUGGAUGCUUACACCAAAAUGCUUUUAGCCGACACAUCUAAGAUGGAUGAUGGUGAAAAGGCCCGGCGUUCUAAGGCUUUGAGUAGAAUGGAGGCCAUGUUGUUUCCUGAAGGAGAUUCAGGUGAUCAAGGGGAAGUGCAAUGAUCGGUGCGAAGCUGAUGUUUCUGGUUCUGUUGCUGUUUUAGUUACUGCCUGAAGAUGAAUUAUCCAGUGCGAACCUGAUGAUUUGCCUCUCGAGUUAAUUUUUGUGUGAUCCUGAUGGUUCCAUUUCUAGUCAUUUAGGUGUAAACCUGAAUAUAUGAUGAUCCUGUGAAUCUGAAAUUCGUCACAUUUUUAGUAUGUGACUACUUCUGUGAAGAUCCUCUCUACCCCGCCAAAGUAUUUCGUAGGAGAUUUCGGAUGAGAAGACCUCUCUUCGAGCGUAUCGUCCAGGCAUUAGGCGAGUGGUCUCCGGAGUUCACACAAAGGAAAGAUGCUCUUAACCGCGAUGGGCUCUCUCCAUUGCAGAAAUGUACGUCGGCUAUUCGUCAAUUGGCGUAUGGUACUCCGGCAGACGCUCUCGAUGAGUAUAUCAAGAUUGCCGAGUACACAUCAGUUACGUGCUUGAAGCUGUUUACAGAAGGGGUGAUUGACAUAUUCGGUGAUGAGUAUAUGCGAAGACCCAAUGUCAACGAUAUGCAACGCUUACUUGAUGUUGGUGAGAGUCGUGGCUUUCCUGGCAUGUUAGGAAGCCUCGAUUGUAUGCAUUGGCAGUGGGAGAGUUGUCCCACGUCUUGGAAGGGUCAAUUCACCAGCGGGCAUAAAGGAGUUCCUACUCUUAUUCUAGAGG